AUGUUGCCAAUCUUUGAUCCAAAUGAUAAUGAAGCUGGCUUGAAGCUCUUGGAGGACCUGACCAACAAUGCAUGCCAAAUACAACAACAGGUAUUGGAGGAUAUACUGACCAAAAAUUUAGAGACAGAGUAUCUUAAAAGCUUUCUCAAUGGUGAUUCUCGUAAGGAAAACUUCAAGAAUAAAGUUCCCAUUGUGAAUUAUGAAGAUAUCAAGCCUUGCAUCGACCGAAUUGCCAAUGGGGAGCCUUCAUCUAUCAUUUCAGCUCAACCAAUAACUGAGCUCCUCACAAG
Messenger RNA from Dovyalis caffra, 290 nucleotides. The record is from the annotation of a GenBank genome assembly. NCBI's taxonomy places the organism in Eukaryota, Viridiplantae, Streptophyta, Magnoliopsida, Malpighiales, Salicaceae.